Molecule: messenger RNA, 2343 nt
Organism: Stomoxys calcitrans (stable fly)
Lineage: Eukaryota; Metazoa; Arthropoda; Insecta; Diptera; Muscidae
Gene: mip130
Product: protein lin-9 homolog
Exons: 2
Coding region: 157-2229 (690 amino acids)
Biological process (GO): regulation of cell cycle; DNA-templated transcription; regulation of transcription by RNA polymerase II
Cellular component (GO): nucleoplasm; transcription repressor complex
Molecular function (GO): DNA binding
Source: RefSeq, a predicted model, not a curated record
ACUAAACAUACCCCUUGACGGAAUUUCUUUUUUUGUUUCAAAAUUUAACAAUUUGCAAAGCAACUACAGAUUAUUUAAAUAAUAGUUCAUUGACUGGCGCCUCAAAGCUACUUAAUUAAAGCUUGAUCACAAAUAACAAAAAACCACAAAGAGGAAAUGGAAGCAGAAGAUACCAAUAUGGACGACGAAUCGUCCGUCGCAUCGUCUCACAAUAGUCCCAAUAAAGAGGACAAAGAGGAAGAGCACUCACCCCAGGCUUCGCCCCAAAUGUCAGAGGAAGAACCUGAGGAGCCGCCACCUUCCUUCAGUUUGGCAACACUGGGCCUUCAACGUGUAGGCACUGCUCCACCACCAAAACCACAGCCACAACAACCCAUACAAAUGUUAAAUGCCCGUGGCAUGCCAGCUAGGAUACGCAAACGCAAUCGUUUUUUCUUCGACGAUGACAUCAUCAAUGAUGAUAAACCGCUACGCAUGAGUCUAUCGCCCCGAAAAAUGGCCAUGAAAGUGAAUUCGCCCAAGACUCCCUCGAAAGUUUUGAAGAAACGUAAGGGUGUGGCUUCGCGAUAUAUGCGUUCCGAGGAGAAACCAAAUAAAUACCGUGAACAGUCGGUUCAUACAACCCCCGGAAAAGGCAGUGGCGGUAAUGCCGGCUCUAACAAUAAUACCCCCAAAUCGGUAGGAGGCACCAGCCGCAGCAGCAACAAUGCUUUAACUCCUGGAGUUACUUCGAUUUCUUCUUCAAUUAUACCGGCUGACAAGAAAAUUGGACAACGCAUAGGAAUGCGGCUACGAAAUCUGCUAAAGUUACCCAAGGCCCACAAAUGGGUUAUAUUCGAGUGGUUCUAUUCGUUCAUAGACAAACCUUUAUUUGAGGGCGAAAAUGAUUUUCAGGUAUGCCUGGCAGAAUCAUUUCCCAAUUUGCACACGCGGCAAUUAACUCGUGCGGAGUGGCAAAAGGUGCGUUCUUUGAUGGGUAAGCCACGGCGUUGUUCUCAAGCCUUUUUCGAUGAAGAACGCAGGGAGCUGGAGAAGAAGAGACAAAAAAUGCGUUUUAUGCAAACCAGACGUUCGGGUGAAGUUAAGGAUAUGAAUUUUCUAAAGGACCUGCCCGAUAAAAUACCUUUGCCAUUGCCCUUGGGCACAAAAGUUACAGCUCGUCUACGUGUACCACAGGAUGGUAUAUUCAGUGGAACGGUGGAUGCUUUCGAUUCCAUGGCCUCUUCGUAUAGGGUGACCUUUGAUCGACCUGGCUUGGGAACCCAUUCAAUUCCCGACUAUGAGAUUGUCUCGGAAAAUUUCAAUGAAAUGUUGACUUUGCAAAGUAUUACCAAGGAUUUCCGCCCUUCGUUAAUGAGUGUUUACAAUGGCGUCUGCGGUAUCAUGUCCAAAACUCCCCUCAGAGGUGGUGGCAUGCGCCAAAUUCGCUCCUCAUACAAUAUGAGCUUGAACAAGAGCGAUCCCUUGUUGGGAGAAGUCAUUGAUAGUCCCUUUAAAAAUCCCGUUCUGAGGGAGGAGAAUAUAAACGGUUAUCCACCAAAGUUAUUGGAGACAUUGGUGCGCCUUAAACGAGCAAUGAAAAUCAAGCAAUCCAAGCUUAUGCGUUUGAAUGACAUGAACAAUGAGGCUGAGCUAAAGGUAUCGCAGCAGCUAGUAGCUGCCCACAACAAUUCCGGUUCCUCGUCAUCGGAUGAAAGUCAGAAUGUAGGUGGUGAUAUUACAGCGCCCCAGCUGAGCGAAGAAUUCCAAAGACGAUAUGCCUCCAUUGUUAUAUCCAUGGAGAAAAUGAAUAGAGACAUACAGGAUUAUCUCAAUGAAGUGCAAGCAUUUGCUAGUGAUCUAACGAGAGACCCACAAGUUCAGGCCAUGCUUACCCCUUCGUAUUUGAGAGAGAAAUGCCGAGAAGCGGCAGAGGAAGCUGUGCAACGCAAUAAUACUGGGGUAUUGAAAAACAAAAAUAUUCUUAGUCUUAUUAAGAAAUUGGCCACAGUUCUAUUGGUGGCCUCACACCUCAGCACUGAUAAUUCGGCGCAAGUCAACAAGGUGCUGGAGGGUUGUAUUGAGGAAGUACGUUCGAGUUUGUAUGGCGUCAAUGUGGAGACAUUUCAAAAGCAUGUACAAAUUCAUUUGCAUCACAUACGCCUGGGCAUAGGUCAAAGCAUGAUGAACGCCAACGUCAACAUGAGCGGUGGUGGUGCAGCGAGUACCGCAAACAACGUAGAACGUUAAAUUGGAGCAUGUGUGAAUUAAAGAUGAUUGCACUUUGAUGAUGGGUAUUUUUUUUUCUUUUAUUUUAGUUUUUUUUUUCUUCUUGUUGACUUUAACUGCGACUCUUGUAUAUUG